Molecule: messenger RNA, 1552 nt
Organism: Diabrotica virgifera virgifera (western corn rootworm)
Lineage: Eukaryota; Metazoa; Arthropoda; Insecta; Coleoptera; Chrysomelidae
Gene: Ccapr2
Product: cardioacceleratory peptide receptor-like
Exons: 8
Coding region: 34-1437 (467 amino acids)
Biological process (GO): G protein-coupled receptor signaling pathway
Cellular component (GO): membrane
Molecular function (GO): vasopressin receptor activity
Source: RefSeq, a predicted model, not a curated record
AGAUCCAACAAUCAACCUGCUCAAAAUUAAAUAAUGGGAGGCUCUUUUCCAAAUCUAAGGCACAAUGGCCAUUUUCUGGAACUGCUCUUAAAAAAUAACAACGAAUUUAAGGCUUACCACGAUGUUACCACUACGUCGCAUCCUGUUCUUCUUCAUUCUUCAGAAGAGGUAAACCACAGCUUUUCAGGUCACUCCAAUGGAUAUGGAAACGGAACAUCGAAGAGGGAGUUUGACUCUUUCUACUUUUAUAAGGCUGAACAGUUCACAGUUCUAUGGGUUCUUUUUACAAUGAUCGUACUAGGCAAUUCGGCAGUUCUUAUAGCACUCCUUGUUAGCAAAGGUCGGAAGUCUAGGAUGAAUUUCUUCAUUAAACAAUUGGCAAUUGCUGACUUAUCCGUAGGACUGAUCAACGUAUCGACAGACAUAGCUUGGAGGAUUACAGUAGCUUGGCAUGCGGGCAAUAUUUUGUGCAAGCUCAUCCGCUUCCUUCAAGCAGUCGUAACGUACUCUUCCACUUACGUCCUAGUUGCUCUCUCCAUAGACAGAUACGAUGCGAUAACACAUCCCAUGAACUUUUCAGGAAGCUGGAAACGAGCAAGGAUGUUGAUAGUACUGGCAUGGAUGUUCAGCAUCAUAUUUUCGUUACCAGUGAUAUUUUUGUUCGAAGAAACUCCAAUCGAAGACGUCCCACAAUGCUGGAUCGACUUAAAACAGCAAUGGCAAUGGCAGGUGUACAUGACAUCGGUCGCUGUAGCGUUAUUCGUAAUUCCAGCAUUAAUAAUAAGUGCGUGCUAUACAGUUAUUGUAUGGACCAUAUGGACGAAGAGUAAACUUCUUAUUCCCAUGGGGCACAUACCUAUCAGGCAAAUUAUCCUUUCAGGUGAGGAUCUUCGAGAUAUUCCUCCACGGCAUUUACCAGAAGAUCACGAUUACAGAAGAGCAAGCUCCAGAGGAAUUAUUCCACGUGCCAAAAUAAAGACUGUAAAAAUGACUUUUGUCAUUGUAUUUAUGUUUAUCGUAUGCUGGAGUCCCUUUAUAAUAUUCGACUUGCUCCAAGUGUACGGUCACAUUCCUAAAACUCAAACCACCAUCGCCAUAGCGACCCUCAUCCAAAGUCUGGCUCCUCUCAAUUCCGCCGCCAACCCCAUCAUCUACUGCCUUUUUUCGACACACAUGUGCGGUAACUUAAGAUGUGGCAAAAUACUGAAACAUUUAAACUUCAAUCCUUGCAGAAAGAUCCCCCCAUUUACGUGGCUGUCGAAAUGUAUUUCGAUCUGCAUACCUUCCACCUGUUUCGGGCACGACAACGCAUCCACCUUCACCACGACAACUACGAGUUCAUCGAGGAGAUCGACAUCGGCCACAUCCCUGAGGCACACCAUAAGAGUGCAACCCCCGCUGCAAAAUGGACACAAAGUGGCUAUUUCAAUUGUCUAGUCAUUUGUAGGUCUGUAAAGCUGACAGCUUUAUUUGUAAUCAUUCCAUUCAUAAUAAAGGACAUGUAUAAAAAGUGUUGUAAAUUUUGAUUAAAUAAAGUAUUUACCAUAACUUA